This is a messenger RNA of Ixodes scapularis (black-legged tick), 722 nucleotides long. RefSeq names its product ragulator complex protein LAMTOR1 (gene Lamtor1). Gene Ontology annotation, biological process: positive regulation of MAPK cascade; lysosome organization; positive regulation of TOR signaling. The coding region runs from base 109 to 597 and encodes 162 amino acids. Gene Ontology annotation, cellular component: Ragulator complex; membrane raft; late endosome membrane. Gene Ontology annotation, molecular function: guanyl-nucleotide exchange factor activity; molecular adaptor activity. The transcript is spliced from 5 exons. NCBI's taxonomy places the organism in Eukaryota, Metazoa, Arthropoda, Arachnida, Ixodida, Ixodidae. The record is from RefSeq and is a predicted model, not a curated record.
UAACUGCGGGCUGCUCUUACUCGGUUUGUCAUAUGACUCGCGUGGGUCAAAAUGUCCGAUGAGAAGUUUGUUUACUAGUUGGGAAGCGCUGAGUCUAAAUAAUUCAGAAUGGGUUGCUGCUUCAGUAACGACGAAGACAAGCGAGAACAGGGUGAGCCCAACGAAAACUCUAGGCUUUUGGCGAAUCCAGUGGGCAACUCGUCACAGCACUCUUUCCACGAUAGUUAUGGAGGUGCGCAGGGUGGCACUUCCCACCAGAAGAAAGGGGACGACCAGAAUGCUCUCAGCAGGAUACUCCACCAGACGGCAGCGAACGUGAUAGACGUGUCUGCGCUGGAUUCUCACCUGGAGCAGCACGAGUAUGCGAGCCGAGGCAAGCAGUAUGGGCAGCGGGUGUCGACGCUGGCGCUGCCCGCCCAGGGGCCCCGCUGCCUGCUCAGGGACGUGGCCCCCCAGGAGGUGCUCUCCAGGCCCCCCGUGGCACCCGCACACCUGCAGACGAUGGACGACCUGACGAUGAAGGUGCAGCAGGUGCUGAGUGACAUUCAGGUGGAGCACAGAGAAGACUUGGUAGUUCAGCUGUGUGCCCCGCCCUGAUGAAGGGGACAUCCCCCCUCUCCCACCUAGCCCCAUUGCAGUUUGACAGACAGCCUUGUUGAUGAUGACGCAGCAUAUGACCUUCCUCGUUUGCUUGUAUAUAUAUAUAAAGACGCUCUCUCUUU